Messenger RNA from Cercospora beticola, 1035 nucleotides. Its product is annotated as beta-class carbonic anhydrase. Gene Ontology annotation, molecular function: zinc ion binding; carbonate dehydratase activity. Lineage: Eukaryota; Fungi; Ascomycota; Dothideomycetes; Mycosphaerellales; Mycosphaerellaceae. The record is from RefSeq and is a predicted model, not a curated record.
CUAAUUCAAGAAUCUACCUACCCUAUUUGAUGGUUCGAGGGGCCUUCCUCUGUUGUUUGCUUCAAGUUGCUACAGUACCUUUUUGUUCGUCUUUGUCCUUUGCAAUGUCAGCAAACUGUCUGAACUAUCCUGACCACAGGAGAUCAUCCCAGCCUCUCAUCAGUCGCCCUUGAUCACUGAUCCCGAGGCAAUGGCUCGGCGCAGAUGAGGUGAGUGACUUGUGUCUUGAUUAGUAUAUCUCCUAGGGCGUAAGAUAAGCAAUGCAGCAGUAAGGCAGCCUCGUUCCGACCGUACGGAAGAACUUCGUGACAGAGAAAGCUGUUGCCUUUUCAAAAUGAUGCUCACUAAGCUCGCUCUCUGUCAUAUAUACAGCGAGUGCGAGAACAACCAUUCAAGAUGUAGCAAGCAUAUAAAUCGGCCACGAUGUCAUCUGUCGACAGGCUCGCCCUUCACAGUCGUCACCUGGAACAGUAACCCACAGCAGCGAACAAAAUGGCAGCAGAGCGCCGAUUCGAGCAACUCCUCGCCCGGCAUCGGGAAGGCCUCCCGGAAUACAAAAAGCCAUUGGCAAUGAAGAACUUCAUUGGUAUGCCCCAGACUCCAGAGAAUGGAAGGAUCUUUAUCGUCUCGUGCUCUGACGCCCGCAUCGAACCUGCAGAGUUUCUCAGGCUGAAGAAAGGGGAAGCGAAUAUCAUUCGUGUUGCUGGCGGUCGAGUGCAAGAACAGGUGCUUCGUUCGCUGGAGAUCAUGGGAACCAUUGCUCCGAUAGGUCUUGUGGUGGUUAUUCACCAUAGCGACUGCGGUGGUAUGAACACCACGGACGAUGAGAACCGUGCCCGACUGUCUGCACGUGCUCCCGAUCACGCGUAUGAAGUCCGAGAUAAGAUAUUUGGCACAUUCGGUCAUAUUGGAGUUGAGAACUGCAUUCGUGAAGAUGUGGAGAGGGUGCAGGCUUGGCCUUUCCUGCCCAACUUCGCAAAGGUCGUAGGAUAUGCCCUUGAUGAUGAGACCGGGGAGCCGAGGCAGGUCGUGUAA